Messenger RNA from Cyphellophora attinorum, 1245 nucleotides. Its product is annotated as Lipase 1. The transcript has a single exon. NCBI's taxonomy places the organism in Eukaryota, Fungi, Ascomycota, Eurotiomycetes, Chaetothyriales, Cyphellophoraceae. Bases 1 to 1245 code for a protein of 414 amino acids. The record is from RefSeq and is a predicted model, not a curated record.
AUGAAGACCACCGUAGCUCUGCUGACGCUGCUACAGCUUGUCAUAGGUAGCCCGCCGUGGACCGACAACGAUGGGCUAACAGUACAGACGACCUCGGGGUAUGUCCAUGGCAAGCUGAACGGCGAUGUGAGGCAAUUCCUGGGUAUCCCGUUCGCAGAACCGCCUACUGGUGACCUACGCUUUGCUCCGCCUCAAGCGCUGGGAACGCCUUCGUCCGAGGUCAUCGAAGCUACGGCAUACCCACCAAGUUGUAUGCAGUGGCUAGGCACUCCUCCUUCGGUCUACAAUCGAGACGUGCUGGAGUUCAACUUACAGGGACUCAAUGAGACCGGGAACAUCAGCGAGGACUGCCUUACAGCCGCUGUAUGGGCACCAAAGGAAGUCAAGGGACCCCUUCCAGUACUCAUCUUUGUCUACGGAGGUGGCUUUACUACGGGCGGGAUCGACGUGCCAUACCAGAUUCCAACUCAAUUGGUCCAGCGCAAGCAAGAUGUCAUAGUCGUCUCGUUCAACUACCGUGUCAACAUAUUUGGUUUUCCAAAUGCUGCCGGUCUUGAAUCUCAGAAUUUUGGUCUACUUGAUCAGAGACUCGCGGUCGAAUGGACUAGGGACAACAUCGCUGCCUUCGGUGGGGACAACUCACGCAUGGUACUAUGGGGUCAAUCGGCCGGUGCAUCGAGCGUAUCGUACUACGUGUAUUCCUACUCCGAAGACCCCAUCAUCUCAGGUUUCAUCACUGAUUCGGGUACGGCACGAGACGCCACCACCACCACACCGUUCACCACAAAUUUCACCUACGUGGCAAGUCAGCUAGGGUGCUCUGAUCCAUCAGAAGAGCUCUCAUGUAUGCGUGGGCUACCCGCUGACCAGAUCAACAACUUCCUGGCGAAUUACUCCAACGCACAAGCCCAGCCACCUCUCACGUUCCGUCCUGUGCCUGAUGACAAGAAUGUACCUGUCAACAUUACAGCGAGGACGCUGAACCAUCAGCUCCCUAAUAUUCCAGGCAUUAUCGGCACCAACAGUCAAGACGGGGUGCCCUUCGUGCCUUUCGGGCCAGAUGAGCUGAACAAGACCCUGACCGAACAGGCUCGCCUGUCAAGAUUCUUCUGCCCAUCGAACUAUCAGAUCUCUCUACGCCAGCGCGCCGGUACGAGACCUACUCGUACUGGUACGGCGGCAACUUCUCCAAUAUCAGUCCCAGACCUUGGCUCGGAGCGUUCCACUCCGGAGAACUGCCUAUGA